Messenger RNA from Oryzias melastigma (Indian medaka), 4974 nucleotides. RefSeq names its product solute carrier family 38 member 8a (gene slc38a8a). Bases 79 to 1416 code for a protein of 445 amino acids. Gene Ontology annotation, biological process: amino acid transmembrane transport. Lineage: Eukaryota; Metazoa; Chordata; Actinopteri; Beloniformes; Adrianichthyidae. The transcript is spliced from 10 exons. Gene Ontology annotation, molecular function: amino acid transmembrane transporter activity. The record is from RefSeq and is a predicted model, not a curated record.
CCCGGACACACCCACCCAGCAUCCCGGCUCGCGGCUGCUGCCUCGUGCAUCUUCCCGCUGAGUUUUCACAGAGCGAACAUGGAGGCUCUGGCCAGAGAGAGCAUCAGUCUGCUGACCUCGUCCACCGCAAAGCCGCCGCUUGACGCCGGGCCGCGGCUCGGUUCUACUGGGGCCGUUUUCAUCAUGCUGAAGUCCGCUCUGGGCGCGGGGCUCCUCAACUUUCCAUGGGCCUUCGAGAGGGCCGGGGGGGUCCGCAGCGCCGUCACCGUGGAGCUGCUCUCGCUGGUCUUUCUCACCAGCAGCCUCAUCAUCCUGGGUUACUCCUCGUCCGUCAGCGGUCAGUGCACGUACCAGGCCGUGGUCAAAGAGGUGUGCGGACCGGCCAUCGGGCAGCUGUGUGAGAUCUGUUUCAUCUUCAACCUCUUCAUGAUAUCCAUUGCCUUUCUGGUCAUCAUGAAUGACCAGCUGGAAAAGUUGUGCGACUCGUUGUACGAGGUGGUGACGGGUUUGCCAAAGUCAGAGAUGCUCUACCACUUCUACACUGACCAUCGCUUCGCUCUGCUGCUGCUCUGCAUCCUCAUCAUUCUACCGCUGUCCAUCCCCAAAGAGAUCAGCCUGCAGAAAUACACAAGCGUUCUUGGUACUCUGGCUGCCACCUACCUCACCGUGGCCAUCAUCAUCAAGUAUCACACCUUACCGACUGUUCGAGGUCACAUUCCGAUCCACUCCACCGGGAAGAACUCCUGGGCCUCCAUGUUCAGUGUGAUUCCAACCAUCUGCUUUGGUUUCCAAUGCCAUGAGGCCUCUAUCGCCAUCUACAGCAGCAUGGAGGACCAGCAGCUCUCUCACUGGGUCGCAGUCUCCGUGGUGGCCAUGGUCAUCUGCCUCAUCAUUUACUCCCUCACAGGGGUUUAUGGGUACCUGACCUUUGGAAGGGAAGUGAAGGCCGACAUUUUAAUGUCAUACGCCAGCAGUGAUGUCAUGAUGCUCGUGGCCAGGCUGCUGUUUGGAGUCUCCAUCAUCACCAUCUAUCCCAUCCUCGUGCUGCUGGGCAGGUCGGUCAUUCAGGACUUUCUGCAGAGCUGGCAGCGGCGGCAGCGAGGAGGUGUGGCCUCACCAGAGCUGGAGAGGCGGAGCCGCUACCUGCUGACGGUGCUUUGGAUCACAACGACACUGCUGAUCGCUUUGUUUGUACCAGACAUCAGCAAGGUCAUCGGUGUCAUCGGGGGAAUCAGUGCCUUCUUCAUCUUCAUCUUUCCAGGACUCUGUCUGAUGUUCUGCAUGCAGACUGAACCUGUGUCCUGCAGAACCAGAGUUCUUCUUAGUGGUUGGGGAGGCGUGACCCUAAUCUGCGGCGCUUUCAUCUUCGGCCAGAGUACCACCGUCGCUGUGAUGCAGCUCCUCGGAAAGAUGUGACACCGCUCUGCAGUCCAGGUUUUUCUUACACAAACGGUGUCAACUGUAUCCCUGGUUUUUAAACCUUUUAAAGGAACAUCCAACCAUGAACUUUUGCUGAAAUCAGUGACCCCCCACCCCAACCUCCUUAAAACUGUUGUUUUGAUCUACUUGACUGGAUCAACAACAACAAGCCCACAGUGAUAUGACUGAAAUCCUCAGGUUUUCUGCAGUUUUUUGACUGUUUGUAUUGAGCUCUAAUAGGCAGAAAUCAUAUUUUUCUAAAUGUUUUUUUAAGUUUUACUUUACUGUUAGCAAAAAUCUUUGCAAAUAGGUGUUAAACUCCAGCCAUAAAACCUCUGUACUGCUGGUUUCAAGCUAAGCUACUGCUGCAGCUUCUCUUUGGCAAAACACCUAAUUCAGGUAAUUAUCUGAAAUAAUGUCCAUAACUGCUAAAAAUCAAUAAUUAAUCUGACUUUUCUUCAUAAAUUAAUUUUAUGCUGAAAGUUUAGAUUUUAUUUUUUUUACUAGAGUUAAUAAAACUAAACCUGUAAAUCCAUAUCAAAAUGUUUAAAUAUAAAAGCCAAAUGUUAUAUUGCUCUACACAUAAUAGACUAGGAUUAACUGUAAGGAUCAGUGUCUAAAUCAGGAAUGAACCACUCAAAAAGAAAAAAAAAUGUGAGCAGUGAAUGUUUGAAUAAAAUAGACCAAAAUCAUCCUAAUGCUACGGUCACAAAUACAACUCUCAAAGCGCAUUGGAGGCAUUGGCAGAAUCUUCAAGAUUUUGUGGCGCCGCGGCCCACUUUUUUGGGGGGGGGGGGAAUUGUUGGCGUCAUGAAUGGUCCGUUUUUUUUUUUUUUUUUAGACCUACUGUUUGAGAAAAAUUAUUUAGUUAAUUUAAAAAUUUAAACUUUUUCUUUCCUUGAAGACCUACAGGGUCAAAUUUGGCCCCCGUUCGUCUUUUUUUCUUACUAAUUUUUUGGCCGCUGUGAUUGGUGCAAACUAAGAAAAAUGUAGAUCUUAAAGUAUUUUUCCAAAUUCUGAAAAUGUGUACCAGAAUAAACACAGAAAACCUUAAGUUUUACAGUUUUAUUGAGUCGCAUCACUCUACAUUGUCUAAAAUUUCAACAAGAUAUCCUUUACAGACCAAAUAUACUUGCAUCCCUGCGAUAAGUCUCUACACUUGAAGAGAAAGCAGUUUUACUGAAACAUACAUUAAGAAUUAUUUCAUUAAACAUCGCCAUAAAAGUGAAUCUUCAUUCAUUUUUCUAGUCAUAUAUAUAUUUAUAUAUUUAUAUAUAUGUCUUAUAGAAUAGAUUUUGUCUUUCAUAGGAAUACUAGAAAAGAAAGAAGGUAAGAAAUGCACAAAACGCAUUAAAGAGUAGCAUGGCCUAAAACUACAGCAAAGUUGUUACUGGACAUUCAUUUGACAUGCACUCAGUCAAAGGAUAGAAAAUAACACAGCCACAGGAAGAGUGGGAGGUGGGGGGUAGAUACUAAUGGUAUUAAUGGCAGUCAGUUUGGCAAAUUCCUGACUGGCUUUAUGAACAGCUUCCCCUCAAUAGGGGGCGCCAUCAUGUGUCCUGCUGCUGCUCCAGGAAACAUGCAGCUUUGUGUGUGGAGGGAGGGGGGGCAGAAAAGAACACAGUCUGAGGAAUGUAUCAGCAGGUAACAGUAUUGGCAUUUCUAACAGUUUAGUCACGUUGUCAUUUAGACAAGCUGGCCACUCGGGGCGCCGCUUACAUGAGGGGCGGGGCUGCACUCGGCCGGACUCGGCGAGCUAUGGCUUUCAGAGCUAAUAAGCAGAUCCAUGCAGUAUGGCUUGGGUUUAUUGAGAAUACAGCAACAGGUCCUUCAAAAAAUGUCUUAUUUUCACCAUGUGGAGAUUUUUGCAGUGCAACGUUAGUAAGGCAAACAAUCCGAGGAGCAAAAGGGGAAUUAAAACGUCUAUUUGUAGUUUUUUGUUUUCAUUUGAUUGUAAAAUAAGGAAACUGUUUUUUAUUUAAAAUGUUAAAGUGGUUUCCUUUUUUGCAUUUGCACUGGCGGUAAUUAUAAAACAAAAAUAACAUUAUUUGGCCUUUUUUUAGAAUGAUUUAAAGUGAAGACACAAACAAAUCUUUUUUUUUUUACUUUUUUGAUGCUUUUCUUAAAUUCUUUGAGGCUCCUUGUAAAAUGUUUUUUUUUUUAUUAAAUUGCUUAACACCUUAAUGCCAACGUGCAUCGAAGCCCUUUGACUCCAAAAUUAUCUUAAAUUAACAGGGCUGGAUUUAAAGAAUCAAAUCGAUUUGAGUUUAGUAAACCAGGGGUGUCAAACUCUAUCACACAUCCAAAAUACAAACAGACAAACAUUUAUAGACACAUAAAAAACGAAAUUGUUAACUUUUAAAAAUUAACUUUUUUUUUAGCAUAAAUAUGAAUAAAAACUGACUAUAUUAUAUAUGAAUAAAUAAAUAAUAAAUAUUAUUCCCCUUGACUUUGACACGUGCAGCAAGCAAAUAAUUGAUACAUUUCCUUUUCUGCCAAAAAAAUCAUUUUAUAUAAAUAUGACAUCUGCAUGUGUAAAACUGUGGAAAAAUGAAUAAAAAAAAUAAUGAAUCAAAUCCAUUCUAGAAACUACUGGUGACACUCAGCCCUAAAAAUUUGCAUCUACAUGAAAGCAAAAAGACAAGUAAAUUUUAUUCUUAUAGUUGAAAAAAAAAAAACAACAAAUAUUUGUACACCCAAGAAGCAAAUCAAAACAUUUGUGUUGCUGAGGUAAAAAUCUUGUCCAUAGAUAGAAAUACAGAUUGGCAUGAAUGGGAUAAAAUUUUGCUGCUAGCAUCUAACAAAAAGUGGAAGUUGGAUAUCAACUGGGGGAACAAUAAUGGAAAAUCUGACCCAAUUGGUGUCUCUUAUACCUGCUGAGUGAACCACAGGCAGUCAAAUGAAAAAUCUCCACAUGGCAUCUUUAACACAAACUCAGGUUAUUUUCACGUUUUUCAAGCCUAUUGUUAGACAUGUUUGGACCUUCACCUGUCGCAGACCAGCCCAGUGCAGCCCAGUCCUCCUCACCCCGUCACUGGUGCUGGAUCAGAACCACUGUAGCUGGAUCCACCUUCUGCCACCACAAUCACACACACACAGGCUAUCGAUGGGAAAGUAGACCCAACAGUGAAGAAAGCUGAAAGUAAAGCACUAUUGAUUCAAACGGACAACCCAUUAAUCUCCAAAUCAUUUUCAAAGUCACAAUUCUCACUUUUUUUACAUUGUGCUCUUGUUGUAAUCAGAUUGGCUCUCUGUGAGGUGAAGUGGCAUCUCUUCAUCGUUUUUUGGCCUCUAAAAUGUCAACAAGUAGCUACGCUAAUGAAAUUCCGAUGAUGCUCUGCGAGUUAUGACAGUUUUAAAGGUCAGGCACUAACAUUUAAAUGUCUUUGCAAUCAAACUAAACGUGGUUGAGUGUUUUUCCUAAACUUCAGCUUCCACAUAUGUGUGUUUUCAUGCACAAGUCAACUUCAAUGAGCUGUACCCGUCUUUCUCUCUUGGAGUCUCUGAUUUCUGGGAUCAGGAAAAUCUGUAACUUCAGUCCCGUUAAAAAAAAAA